GGAUUACGUGAAGCGGUCCGGCGGCAAAUCUGCCCUGCCGGCGUUUUUCCUGUAGUAGUGUUUCCUCUUGUUAAGGCCGGUUUUAAUUUCCUUAGUAUCGGGAUAAGCGAUUUCGAGCCGCUGUGUUUCGUUCCUACAGGGGUUUAUCUGAUAUUAUUCAGGUUGAAUUUCGAUUUCCUGCAACUAUUUAAAAGACCAUACGAACUUCGAAAAGAACAAUUCAUGGCUUCCUCUACCGUUUCAUCACCCAUGUCGGUGCUCGACCGGCUCGGCUGCUACCUGGUCGGGCUGGAAACCAGCAUUUUUGACGAAAGCAAGCGCAAAUUGCUGUUUGCUUUGGUUUUGCUCCACGGGAAUAUUGUCGUGUACGCCUUCGCGUAUUGGAUCACGCAACCAGUCCUGCCAUACUUAUCCAAAUCCCUCGGAGCAGACGCCGUCACCUUCGGAUACCUCCAAACGGUGACGAACAUCAUGCAGAUUUUGGGUGGCGCUGCGAUCGGGCGGUACGUCGACGUGUACUCGCCCCGCCUCGGCAUGGUGGUUACCACGUUGGGGUCUGCCGUGGCCUACCUGUCGCUCGGCUUCAGCUUUCACACGGCUCUGCUCUUUCUAUCCCGGCUACCAACCUGCCUGAUGCAGUGCAUGCAGGUGGCGCAAAGUUACGUGCCCAAGCUCUUGCACACGUAUGGAAUAACGGAAGAGGUAGGGUGAUUCGUUCUCCAUUAGAUAUCUUCGUGCCACUUCGCCGGCGCGGUGUUUUUAUUCGAUAAAUUUAAAUCGUUUAUUUCGACGAAGGAUCAUCGACCUGGAUGUAGUCUUGUUCAACAAGAUUUUACUCUCUCCAACAUUCUUCAGCACCACACCAGCGUUCUAAUGGGGCGUUUUAUCGAAGAAAAAGACUGUGUUAGUGUAACUUUCUUUCAGAAACAGCAUCACAAAUUUGCUCUACAUGACAGAGAAAACCUGUCAUGCGUGGCCUGUAAGGCAAAACACACAUGAAAAGAAGGCUCUAUGGCUGUCUGGCAUGACAGGUGUAACUCUGUUGCAUGUUCUGCAACACAAAUUUACACUUACACAGUUUUUUUCUUGCAUACGUUUAGCGCUCUCCUACGGCCUGGGAAUGGUACCGGGUUCUGCGUUAUGAAAUGUAAAAAUGUCUGGGUCUGGAAGAAUUCAUGUUUGUCAUGCUUGUCUGGCAUGACUCUUAAGUCUGUGAUGCAUGAGCAGGAAACGGGCCUCUUGCCUGUCAUGCAAAAACGCAGUUUGUCAUGCGAAAAACGAAAUACACAGCAGCGCAAAAACUUGUCAUGCUGGUGGGCUGCAUAUGGUAGUGCGCCCACAAUUCGUAGAUUUGCAUCACAAGUUCCAGACCCAGACAUUUUUGUAAUCCAUAUGCGUGCGGUGGUUUCCUCGCGGAAAUCUUCGGCUUCAACUUCGUCGCAUUCUUUGCGGGCGUUUUAAGCCUCCUCAUUGCGGCCGUUGACGCGCAGUUUCUUGCGGAUGUCGACGACCACAAGAGCGACAAAAAGAAGGAUAGCGCGACUGCAGCAGUAGAGGCGGAAAAAGAAAUAAAGAAAAGCGAGGACGUAUUUGGGUUCAAGAACUACUACAAGCUGCUCACUACCAAUAAGGAACUCCGCUCCUCACUUCUGUUCACCACCAUUAUCACGGCCGGCUUCACGAUGCAGCAAAGUUCCUUUUCCGUGGCCGCGAUCGACACCUUUGACGUGAGCAGUUCGGAAAUGGGUAUGCUCAUGUCGACCUCUGCGGCGGUUGGAGUGUAUCAAAUGUAAAAAUGUCUGGGUCUGGAAGAAUGCAUGUUUGUCAUGCUUUUCUGGCAUGAGCAUGACUCUUAAAUCUGUCAUGCACGUUGCCCAAGAGCCGCACUUUUCUGUCAUGCGGAGACGCAGUUUGUCAUGCAGAAUAGGCAACACCUACAAGCUCAGAAAUUUGUCAUGCUGAGCCAGCACUUGUGGCCUCCUCAUGCUACGCCACUCAGCAUCACAAGUUUCCAGACCCAGACAUUUUUGCAUUUGAUAGAGUGGUGGUGAACACGAUUGGGAUCAAAGCCCCGUAUCGUAAGGAAAAUCCCCUCUCCCCAUAUCGAAAACGUAUCCGUCUGAAAAUUUGUGAUGCGCAUUUGUGACCUCAAAUCCUGUCUGUCUUGCAAGAAGGCAAACCCAGAAAGCGCUCCGCAUUUUGCAGGCGGUUUGUGAUGCUGUUGGGCUUAGAGCAUACACGUUUGCCAUGCUAGGCGCCUACGUCAAAACCUCUCGACUGAGGCUUGGCAUAUGCCUGCAGUCCUUUACUGCAGGACAAAUCUGAUGUGUGUACGAAAAUCCAGCAUCAGAAACUUCGAUUCGAUAUGGGGAGGGGGGAUUUUUCCUUGCAAUACCCCGGUGCAGUACUUUGGGGAGGAAAAGGCCAUUCAGUACGCCAGCACGGUGAUCCUGAUGAUGUUUUUGGUGUACAGCCAGGCAAAAACGAAGCUCCACAUCGUCGUGCUCUUCUUCCCCCUAGCCGUCGCGGCGGCGUUUCUGUACACGGUCAUGACAAGUCUCACAUCCCGCACCGCCCCCACAGAAGAGCAGGGCUCGGCCAUCGCGCUGCGGCACGCAACCCGCAGCGUCGUCGGGAUCGUCAUUCCGCCGGUCGCCGGGUACGUGUUGCAAAACUACGGUUUUCCGGCCACGGGGCUGUCGGCAGCGAGUUGCAUUUUCGUAGCAGUCACGUCGGCGAGGCUUUUUGGGCUGGUCGCGCGGCCAGCAUCUCCGAAUCCCGAGAAAAAAACGCAAUAAGAAGUGUUUUGAUUGAAGAAGAAGAAGUUUGGCUUUCUUGCGACAAUUUAUCCGUAGGGCAAGACAGUGUGAACAUGAAGAUAGGUUUGAUGCAAAUUUCAAGAGUGCAUUUCAGCCGUGGUAAGCCGACUCCGGUUUGUUUUUGGUACCCAGUACGUCUAUCAGUCGAAUGAAAACUUUUGUCGAUCGGUAAUAUCGAUGCUGUGAGGGUCCACAUGUAAUUUCAUUGUUGUAAAAUACAGUCCAUUUUUAGCCCGCCAGUGGCCUUAGGUGAU
Molecule: messenger RNA, 3073 nt
Organism: Amoebophrya sp. A120
Lineage: Eukaryota; Dinophyceae; Syndiniales; Amoebophryaceae
Source: the annotation of a GenBank genome assembly